Messenger RNA from Danio rerio (zebrafish), 1507 nucleotides. The record is from RefSeq and is a predicted model, not a curated record. NCBI's taxonomy places the organism in Eukaryota, Metazoa, Chordata, Actinopteri, Cypriniformes, Danionidae.
UUUUGGAUUAAAGGUUAAUCUUGCUUAUAUAAACGCCAACAAAACCCAAUCUUUCAGGAUUUACUCGGACCAGACAGGCUUGAUUUAUUCAUUUGCUCAUUUCCUAAAUCUCUCCAUCUCAGUGAACCCGAAGAGAGUAGCGUUUUGUACUGUGUUUCAGACCCAAACAUCAGGAUUCAGGAUGUUUUUAUCCUUGUGUUUUACUCACUGAUGUGGAAAACGACCAUCUGAGGCCGCCGAGAUGCCGACUGUCAUCCGCAAAAGGCAAAACUGUGGCCUGAGCACCACAUUUUUGAGCAGAUGUGGAUUGAGGGAGUUGAGAGAGUCCUGUCUGACCCCAGAUCAGUUUCACAGCUGUUUCUGGUGCUGCUUUACUCUACAGAACUGGCUGCUAGACAUCGGCAGACCUGUAAUAACGAUCUUCUGUCCACUGGAUUGGUUUCCUCUGAACAAACCCAGCGCUGCGGAUUAUUGCCACAUGUUGUACAACAUCACAACACCUUUCCUGCUGCUCAAGCUGAUGGAGCGCAGCCCGAAGACACUGCCGCGCUCCGCCAUGUACCUGUGCAUCAUCACCUUCGUCAUGGGCUCCAGCAUUCACCUGCUCGGGGAAUCCAUAAACCAGCGGCUGCUGAUCAGCGGAUACCAGACACACCUGACACUCAGAGAAAACCCCAUUAUUAAGAGCAUCUCACCACACACACUGAUCGACUCAUUUGAGUUACUGCAGUAUUAUGAUGAAAGUCUGGGCCUCUGUAUGUGGUACGUUCCUCUGUUUCUCAUCCUGUUCCUGUAUUUCACUGGAUGUUUCACUAUCGUCAAAGCAGAGAAGAAGAUGCCCGUCUCCGCUUGGAUUCUACUGGGUCCCAGUGGCCUUUACUACUGGUAUCUGGUGACAGAAGGACAGAUUUUCAUCCCAUUUAUUUUCACGUUUUUCGCCAUGAUGGCUACAGUCCUGCAUCAGAAGCGUAAAGGUUUUCUUCCUGACAGUAAUGGACUGUUUCUGCUCUACAGUUUCUCGAUUUCGCUCUUUUUAGUGAGCGUCUGGGUCGCCUGUCUGUGGAACGAUAAAGUGUUGCGGAAGAAAUAUCCAGGAGUGAUGUAUAUCCCAGAACCGUGGGCUCUUUACACAUUACACCUCAGAGACAAACACACCACGCUUACAGACUGAAAAUAUCACUUACAACACAAAACAUAAACUGCUUCCAUCAUUUCACAGUUGUUUAUUUGUUUUCAGAGUCCAUUUCACGUCUCAUUCCUGAAGUAUUUUUACUCUAUUCGAAGUAGUCAAGAUUGAUUUUCUUCAGUAUUACUCAUAAAAAAAAACAAGAUUCCAGUUUUGUUGCUUUCUAAUUCCUUCAUCAUUCACCUUCAUAUUUCAUUUCUUAUGGUCAUGUAUCAUUUGUCUGGUUUAUAUAUUACAUUUUACACCUAAAAACAUUGUGGAAAUGUAAAUUCUGUCUGUUGAUAUGCUAUGACAAGAAUAAAUAAAGAGCUUUGAACUUCA